AUGAGCGGCUAUACUGUCGCAGCAGUUACACUCUCUGCCAUUGGUAUAAUGGCGAACGUACUUCUAAUCACAGGGCCGGCACAGACGUGGUGGCCGUCUGGUAUGAUUUUCUUUUUUAUCAUGUGUCUAGCAACCAUGGCUACUCUAGUAGCUGUGGGCAACAACUUUCUAUACAGAUACAUUAGUUUAUGCAGGGGCAACCUGUCAUAUAUUUAUUCGUCGAGAAAGCACUUAAUUGCUGGAGCUGCGAUCAAUCUGCUGCCUGUACUUAACUGGAUUGCAAUGAUAUAUUUUGCAGUGUGGCCCUCUGAUGAGUUUCAGAAAGUGGCUGAAAAAGUCUGGGACGAUGAUGUCGUGGUCGAUCAAAAGUUGUACAUUGGUAUAACAAGCUUUGACGGAAUCGCUCCAGAAAAACUGACCAUUGUUAUCGAGUCAUUUGUGAUGCUGCUAAUCAUAGGGCAAGUAAGCCCAUUCUGUGCAAUGCAAAUUCAUCGGUGCCUCAAGAGCAGUUCGAUGAGCAAACGAACAAAGGAAAUGUAUAAAAAAUUGCUCCUAUUGUUAUCGAUUCAGAUCACCUGCCCAACUAUCCUAAUGAAUGCGCCUCUGAGCAUUGCCUUCAUCCUCUUCUUUUCCGGGCUUGAAAGUCCGCUUUUCAUAAGCUAUUUUGUUGGAAUCGCUAUGGCUACUUAUCCGCUAGCUGGACCAGUUAUCACCAUAGUAUUUGUCAAGGAUUAUCGAGCGUUGUUGCUCGCUGCAUUGCGGCUUGGUAAAAUAUCGGAGACCCCCUGUGUGCCUACAACCAGAGUUGUUAAGACAACGUCCACAACGAAGUAA
Cooperia oncophora is the source of this 834-nucleotide messenger RNA. The record is from the annotation of a GenBank genome assembly. NCBI's taxonomy places the organism in Eukaryota, Metazoa, Nematoda, Chromadorea, Rhabditida, Trichostrongylidae.